UUUCAGCUGACCGCUAUAUUGAUCAAGUUAGAUUUUAUAAGGACGCACGUUGAUAAGAUCUUUCGUAUUUGCUAGUUCCGCGAAAAGUUUUUUGCUAUUAUAACAUUUGUUGUGACAGAUUUUGGCAAUAAGUUCUUUCAUUCGGUCACCGUCGUAAUUGUUCGCCUAUGACGUCAUUUGUGCAUUACACAAGCGUCAUCGCUUAGUCUGUUUUGUGGAAAAUUUUUAUAGGAUUCGUGGUGUGCGGAAUAGAAUCGAGUCGUCUAUAUUAUCUUUUUUGUUGUGUUUUUUUUUUUGGUUAAACACAGGUGCAAAAGUAAUUUCGUACUGUGCGCAUAUUUUUUCUCCUACCUGUGAAAGUUACGCGACAGUGUUUUCACUCGCGGCCAAGUCACUUUCGGUGUUAAGCAAAGUAACACAGAGUGUUAUUUAUCUCCCAUCAUACAUCAUUGCACCAAAUCUGUAUUUAUUAUGGAGCGACAGUAACAUAUUUUUGUAAGCACAUUGUUAAAUUUUCCAAGUAAAAUAUAUAAAAAAAAAAGGUGCUACAAGUUUAUAUCAAGAUGUCCAUGCAACAAUUCUGCUUGCGAUGGAAUAAUCAUCAACCAAAUUUCAUUUCUGUGUUCUCAAAUUUAUUAAAUAAUGAAACAUUAGUGGAUGUUACAUUAGCUGCUGAAGGCAGACAUCUUCAAGCACAUAAAGUUGUACUAUCAGCAUGUAGUACAUAUUUCCAAUCGUUAUUCACAGUUAAUCCAUGCCAACAUCCGAUUGUUAUACUAAAAGAUGUUAAAUUCUCUGAUCUCAAAAUCAUGGUAGAUUUUAUGUAUUAUGGAGAAGUUAAUAUUUCUCAAGAUCAAUUACCAUCUAUUAUUAAAACAGCAGAAAGUUUGAAGAUAAAAGGUCUUGCAGAAAUGCAUACAGCUUCAUUAACUAAAUGGCCAAGUAGUAGUAGCGAACAAGGAGCUGCUGAUCGUGGGGAAUCAUGUUCUCCCAGUCCAUCUCCUCUUUCUCCAUCCUUCAGACGAAAGAGAUUGAGAAAAACAUCAACAGGAUCGACAUCUGGAUCUGGAGACAAAACGGAAGAAAUUAAUGAGAUUACAUUGGUUGCUACUAACAUUGUAAAACCUGAACCAUUGAUUGUAUCACAAGAAAGUGGGGAAAAUGUAAGGAGACCGGUGAACACUAGUACAGAGUCACAAGGAAGUAUCGAUGAAGAUCAAAUAUCAAUAAUGAGUAAUAUGGAAAGUAGUUCUACAACAAUGCCGGCACAAAGUGAUACUACAAUACAAAAUGUGAAUCAACCAUCGAGUGGAAAUGUAGCACAAAGUUCUGUUUCUUCUCAACCACCGGCACAUCAAGCUUUUCAAUACAAAUUGGCUGGAUCAAAGAGAGGUCGUUUAUUGAUGCGUCAACCAAGAGUUAAGAAGGAACCAUCUCAUUUGUCACCGGACAACGAUCCAAAUUCACCUCACAUCGUUUCCUCGUCAAUUCAUCUGACAGCACAAACAUUGAAUGUUCCUCAAUUGUCACGUACCUGGGAAGAAUCAAGGAGUUCACCGCCACCUUCGAUUUUGGUCACACAAUCGAAUCUUUUAACAGUUACGACACCGACAAAUCUAUUAAGCGUUCCCCAACCGUCCUAUUUGACGAAACAACAUUCUCAUCCACUUUUGUCGAGUCAACAGUCAAGUACCAGUGGCAAUUAUUUGAUACAAAGGCAACAUUCGAAUCCUGAAUUUCCCGGAAGGACUACGAGUCCAUCGAUAGUAGUAGAGCCAGCACCGAUUGUUAAAACGGAAGAUGAUGUCAAAGAUGUUAACGUUACCGAGGAACCUAUACCUAGUACGACGAAUGCUGGAAGUAGUAGUAGUAAUAGUAAUAGUGGUGGUAACAAUACAAGUGGCAACAAUACUCAAUCUGGUGGAUUAAGGAUCAAGACAACUGAACUUAGGCGGAGUUCCUCUUCGCCACAGACGACCAGUAGAGAAUCCAGAGAAGGUACAGGCGGAGAUCUACGAUUAGGUCAUUGUCCAGUAUUACGUCCUGGUCCAGCUUUAGGUUGCAAUCAUUGCUGGAAUACUAUGGAUGCUCAUAGAAGAAUCCUAAGAAGGAAAACCAAGUACCAUUGUCCAGAAUGUCAAAUCAAUUUAUGCAUCGUACCAUGUUUUCAGGAAUUUCACGAACAACGUCGUGAAUUGAUAUCGAAAUUGAAACCCUUACCAAAAACUAGCUCCGUUUAAUAUAACACCCUUUUCUUUUUCUUCUUUUUUUUUUGUUCGUUUUUUUUCUCUCUUUUCUUCUGUUUUCUUUUUUUUUCUUUUUUCUUUCUUUCUUUCUUUUUCUUUUUUUUUUUUUCUCCUUUAAUUUAUUUUAUUCCCGUAGGAUAAACUCGGCUGAUUUUAUUGCUACGUGUAUUAUAUGUACGUAUGUAUGCGUUUAAGCGCACGCUUUAAAUUUAAAAUCGCGUCGAACGUGAAAAAGUCGUGAGAAAAUUGUAUCAAUUCGAAGGAAACCUUUUUUCUACGACGAAAAUAAUUAUCUUUCGGCUCUAUAUCGGAAGUAACAUUUAAUAAAAUUAAUAAAGAUGAAAGAAUAAAUAAAUAAGUAGUAAUAAUAAUAAUGAUAAUGAUAAUAAUAAUAAUAUUAUUAAUAAUAAUAAUAAUAAUAAUAAUAAUAAUAUUAAUAAUAUUAAUAAUAAUAAUAAUAAUAAUCGUCCUCGUUACACAGGGAGCUAGUCAUAUUUUAAAUAAAUUUUGAAAGUCGAUAAAAAAAUUUGUAUUACAUCAUCGUACAUGUAUAUAUAUAUAUAUAUAUAUAUAUAUAUAUAUGCAUAAACGAAUUCGAACAGUGUAUUUUUUAUUUCAUAUAUAUAUAAAUCGUUGAAAUUUAUAUAUGGUCAAAAGAAAACAAGAUGGAUACACAUACACACGUAAAUACACAAUCAACCAAAAUUGUUAUUAACAAAAGUUCCUAGAUACAUCGUUAAUGUGGGUGAUCAUUUUAGAUAUUAGAGUAUUAACUUAGACAUUUUCUUUUCUUCUUUUUUUUUUUUUUUUUUUUUUUUUGCGAAAUUA
Molecule: messenger RNA, 3074 nt
Organism: Vespa velutina
Lineage: Eukaryota; Metazoa; Arthropoda; Insecta; Hymenoptera; Vespidae
Gene: BtbVII
Product: protein tramtrack, alpha isoform-like
Exons: 6
Coding region: 564-2240 (558 amino acids)
Biological process (GO): regulation of transcription by RNA polymerase II
Cellular component (GO): nucleus
Molecular function (GO): protein binding; DNA binding
Source: RefSeq, a predicted model, not a curated record